AGGGGUGCCUCGUCAUGGCGGACAGCAGCUGGACAAGCUGCUCGACGGGUUUAAAAGGCGUCAUACUGGAUAUGUGCGGAGUUUUAUAUGACAGCGGGGAGGGCGGCGGGGUGGCCAUUCCUGGCUCCGUCGAAGCCGUGAAGAAGCUUAAAGCUUCCGACCUGAAGCUGAGAUUCUGUACCAAUGAGACUCAGGCCGCGAGAGAGAAGUUUGUGGCAAAACUCCAAAGAUUGGGGUUUGACAUUUGUGUCAGUGACGUCUUCUCUCCGGCACCUGCAGCGGUUGCUCUGCUGAGGGAAAGAGGGCUGCGGCCCCACCUGCUGGUGUAUGACGCGCUCCUUCCCGAGUUUGACGGCGUAGACACGAGCGAUCCCAAUUGCGUGGUGAUAGGCGACGCGGCCGAAAAGUUCUCCUACGCCAACCUGAACGAGGCGUUCAGGGUCCUGAUCGGCCUGGAGAAGCCGACGCUGUUCUCUCUCGGGAAAGGGAAGUACUACAAGGAGACGGACGGCCUGAAGCUAGACGUGGGAGUUUACAUGAAGGCUCUGGAGUACGCCUGCGACGUGGAGGCCGAGGUCAUCGGGAAGCCGUCUGCUGCGUUCUUCCGGAGCGUUCUCAACGACAUGGCGCUCCAGCCACACGAGGUGAUGAUGAUUGGCGACGAUCUCGUGAACGACAUCGGGGGUGCCCAGCAGUGCGGAAUGAAAGGUGUGCAAGUCCGGACGGGAAAAUACAGGCCCAGCGACCAGAGUCACCCGACCGUGACGGCUGACGGGACGGCCGACCACCUGGCCCAGGCCGUGGACAUGAUCCUCAGCCGCAGGAGGAAACCUUAAGGUGAUGUGGGCUUGAACGAUCCAAGUAGUGGAAUGGUCACAGACGUGACCCCUAGAAUUGGAAUCAGAAAUUUGGCCAUAGUCUACAACCAUGUGAAAAUGUUAGUACUUAUUGGGCUUGAUUGAGCCAACUGUUUACAAAAUACAAGAAUCAAAUCAGAAUCAGAAACUAGGUCCUAUUUCAGUACGGUGUGUCAGACAUAAUGGGGCUCAAUCAGGCUAACUAGUUGUUGAAUCUGCUGACGUAACCCCGUCACUUUUGUAGGCUGUAGUCUCAUACAUACUGUGUCUCAGUAUUUCUGUACACGAUUGUCAUUGACUGGAUGCCGAAUGACUCGAGUUACGCUGGUGUCACUUUUCCUAUAGUGGAGUUUAUUGUCACGCCGGCAGCGUCAAAGAACGCUCGGCUCAUAAAUCUGUACGAUGACCUUAAAAGAUGCGAGCGCUCGUCUGUUUUAGCGUGGCGCUAGCGAAUAGAGGGUUUUCAAAGACAAAUGGGGUUUGGCAUCAAGAGACCUGGAACGGGAACUAACUCAAUGUACUGUGCAUAUGGACAAAAGUACUGGGACAUCAGAGCCUGCACUCUUCGGGGGUCCGCUUCAUCUCCUUUCUAUUUCAUUCUAACGUUGUUUGACGGGCUUGAGGUCAGCGCUCUCAAGUUCUUUCACACCAAACUCAUUAUGCUCAAAUUAACAAAAAAGGGCACUUGUUCCCACCAAGUUGGAAGAGUUGUCCAAACUGUAUAAGCAAAAAUAUUGGAUUUGGAAGGAACUAAGGAGUCUCGGUCCAACCCCUGAUCGAUUCGUGAAGAGGUUUGUCGCAAUACUUUUGCACAUCUAUUGGAUUUUGGAUUGUUAUAAUCAAUAAAAUCCCCUGAUAUGUGACAAUCAGCACUCUGUGAGACUUGUGAAUAGUUUUUGGUUGGAAUCUUUUUUUAAAAGCGUCUCUCCGUCAUUGGUGUCAUGGCCAAGCUUCUUCUGGAGGCCCAAUCGCCAAAUUGUUACAUCAUUAACCACUCGUUAGCAUUCACUCUAGCGUCCCGUGCUGAGGUUAGCCACAACGAGAACUAGUGAGAAAUUGGUCUCGGGCAUGCCAGCCGGACUAAAACAAAAACGAUUGUUCGAUGGCUGCUGCCCUGGAGGUUCCAGUAUACCCAAAUGGAUCCAGCGCCGAGAACAAAAGCCCAUUGCCAAGUGAUUAAUUGAGGUGCUCGCGGUUCACUUCACCAUGAAUUGACACAAGCUUGACUGUUAUUGGACAAUUAAAGGUAAUGAAACCCUAUGACGGAUAGGAGUGCCACUCCUCUUUUUGAUUGGGGAAUAAACCUGAGCGACGGCCGACUGCGAAAUGCUAGCAGCUGCUGUGGCUUUACAAACACCUCAGACAUUGUUUGACUCGACGCUUGGGCCGAUAUUUUAUAGCCUCCUGGCUUCACACUCUGCUAUUAAAUCAAGAUUGGACUUUUCUCCAAUGUAUUGGUAUUUUUUAUUUGUUUUUUACCGCACCCCCAUAUGUUCUCCACCUCUUACUGGCAGGUUCAUUAUCAGCAAGCAUGCAAUAACAUGUGCAUGUUAUGUUCAUUGAAGACUUCAAAUCAAGGGUACUCAAAUACAAAUCUUAGAGGGCCACAAAUAUUUUCAUUGAGUCAAAGGUCCAUUUAACGAAGGAAAGAAUAACUAUUACAGAUAGUGAACCAAAGCAAAGGAUGAAUAAAAAUAAUAAUGAAAUAGUAUGCUUACAAAUUAAAUCUAUAAAUGGUAGCAUUUAUUGUCAUUCUUCAAAAUAUGUGGAACUAUCAGAGGGCCGAAAUUACUUUUUCCCAGAGGACACGGUCCCAAAAAAAUAAAGCAUAAAGUGUAAAGACAAAACAUUCAUAGCUCUUUUAUUGUAUGAAGGGGUUAUAGAUGAAAGAGGUCUGGAGUCUCCCUUCUCCAGUUGAUCAUAGAUGCUGCAAUCACAGCGUGCGUGACGUCACUCCCGUUCGCCACAAGCAACUGUAGCCUCCGGUUUCGAGCAACAUACAUCCAGAAUGUCUCCAUUUCCAGUCCCAUCUAGCGCCACAUCAUGAACAACGCUGUUAAAUUAGCUACAUUUACACAGUUAACGCACCGCUUCCAGUCGUGGAAGUGGCUUACUACACUUCACUAAUGAACAUAACAUCAAACACGAAUAAUUCAUUUUGGUGCAACAAGUGAUGGCUGUCGCAAACAAGGCACUUACAGUAUGUAUACUUGUGUCGUUAAUCACUUUGUCAUUGAUGCACGGAGCUGAACAAAACAUCCAAUCCGGGGCACCCGCUACUGACUCAGUUGCACUCUCUGCUUCCAGUCAGUCAGCGUAAUAUUACUGCCCAUGCACUAACCUCGUGAAUGGGACUGCUCAAAUAACAUACUGUAUAGAAUUGAACACAAACGUAAGAAAUGCUUAAUGUCUAUGUGUGCGCUGCGUUUGACUGGCGACCAGUCCAAAAGUCAUCUUAGAAUCGGCUCCAGCUCAACUGCUACUCAAAUUGACAAGCGCUUCAGAAAAUGGAUGGGUGGAUGAUUUUAUUGUGGCAGCACGAUUGUUGACUCGUUAGCAGUUCUGACUGCCACUCUGACAGUUGAGAGGUUACUCUGGCUUCCAGUAAUCGCCACUGGACUGAUUGAUGGAUGAUUAUUUUUGGUGGUUUGGUUAGCAGCUAAUUGGCAUUUCUCCUUAUACGACCAUUCCAAUCCAUCCUCAAAAAGCGGUUUUGGAACUCUAGCAGCAUUCCCAACUGAUUUGUGUCAAGCUCCAGACAACUCCUUGUCCUGUGCAGUCAUCCUUUCCUUCCACAAGCUCAUUAUUAAGCUGAUGAUCUCAUUUUCAACGCUAAGCUGACUGACACCUUGAGGAGACGCGGAGGGGGGGACGACACAGUCUGGAGUGUGUCUGUCAGACCAUCUCCGUCCCAAAACUGAGCUGCGUUAUCUUUGUUCUUGCAUGGGGGGGACCCCCUUAGAUUUUGCAGGUGUAGCUAAUGUUAUGUUAGAGAAGCCAUAAAUCUCCGAAAGAAGCACCUUUAGGCUGCAGUGUGUGUCAAGUAUUUUGAGAUGUGUGCUCUCCCUCCUUUGACCAGGAACCGGUGUGUCAGCUAAACUCAGCACACUUGCACCUUCCGACUCAGAGUGCUCUCGUUUUGACACAAAACGUUCAUUUGAAUUUCAGUGCAACUGAGAAUGAGUGGGCAGUACAUCUGCCUCACAGUUGAGGUCCUGGGUUCAAAUCCCUUGUGUGGGUUUUCUCCAGGUGUCUUCGGCUUACUCUCACACAUUCCAAAAGCAUCCUUCUUAUGAUAAUUGAAGACUCUAGAUUGGUGGUCACCAACGUGGUAGUCCCCCAGGAUCCCAUGACUAGCCCGCAGGCCUCUUCUAACAUUAGCUUACUCGUGAUGGGAUAUUGUGAUUUGGAAGGAAAUUUGCAGAAAUGAUCAUAUGAAAAUGUCAACGCUGGCAGAGAUUUUUGAUGUCUUCUAAUUAUUGAGAGACAUCAUUAACAUUAUCAGUGUCUUCAUAUAAAUGAAUAUCAUGAAUGAUUAAUAAUAACUAGGCUUUACACGAUCAGGAUUUUUGGGACCGAUCAGCGAGUUUGAAAACAAACGAUCACCGAUCCGAUCACAAGAUGGAUGAAUGUCUAUUUAAAUGACCUGUUCAUUUACUGUAUAUACUUGUGUACUUAAUUGCUAAAAAAUUUUUUAUUUAAAAUAAAUAAUGUAUCUUUGUUCCUCUAUUUAUGCCAGUGAGGCAUAGUGACAGACGGAACAAAUGAAUGGUCUUCUAUUAGAUGGCAGGAAGUAAAUACAGUCAUUAAUGGUAUAUCAUAAAGGUUGGAAAUCACUGCUCUAGUCAGAUCGUGUAUUCUAAUCAGUCAGGUCAAACCAACAUUACAACAUGACAGAAAUAAUGAGUGCUAACCUACCGGAAUGAAAUUACUUUAUUUUUAAUUAAAUGACUUCACUCACACCAAAACAUUUCAGCAUGAUUCGACAGAACGGAGGCAUGUUUACGUCCAACCGUUCGUGCUAGCACUAGCUUGCUAGACUACAUAACAUUUUAUUGCCUGCUUGUGAGCCGUAUGGUAUUCAAAAUACGGGAACAUACCUCAAGCAAGCCUUAAACCGUCCUCGCCUGUCCUGAACACCAGUGACCACCAACACAGGUGUUUCCCCAUUUUGUCCUUAUAAUACAUUUGAGCUGGCGCGCUCCACUCUUGUUGUUGUCGUCGCCACGGUAACGAGUGCAUCCGGUCGCAUUUGAGUUGACAAGAUAAAGCCCAAUGAUAAAAAAACAGGAUGCGGUGGUAUCGGAAUAAAAGAUUUUAUUGCAGUAGUUUGACAUAGUGCAAUCGUGAAAGAGCAAAUUUGUCUUGUAGUCUGAUUACGUGCGGUCUGUCCCACACCGCCAAAUUAUUAUUAUUUUUUUUAAAUAACUUCAUUGGCCAUCAGAUAUUUACAGUACUAGUCAAAAGACACGCGACAAGGCUAAAAAAUAAACUAGCUUUUGGAUUCAAAUAUACUGUGUACGCUGCGACGCGGAGUAAAUUUCUUUUGCGGUGCCGAUCCGGCGAAUUAUGACAUUAAAGCCGAUCAGCAUAAAAUGCUAAAUAUCGGCCGAUACCGAUCAGCCCGAUAAAAUCGGUGUAAAUUCUAAUAAUAACAUAUUAUUAAAGGUAAUUUGAGCCAAUUUGUUAUUUUAGAAUUGUGUAUCAACCUGGUAGCCCUUCGUAUUAAUCAGUAUCCACGAAGUAGCUCUCAGCUUCAAGAAAGUUGGUGACCCCUGCUCUAGAUUGUCCGUGCAAAUGUCGAUUGGUUGUUCUUCUAUGUGUGCCCUGCGAUUGGCUGACGACCAGUCCACUCUGUGCCCCGAAUGUCACCCGUGACAGGCUCCAUCCACCUGUGACCCUAAUGAGGUUAAGCACUGUAGAAAAUGGACAGCUGCACGAGAACGAGUGUCAGAACAUACCCAGAACACUAUGUACUUUAUGCAUCAGCGGACCCUCGAGGGUAUGGGCUGGGGGUUGGUAAUUUGCCCGCUAAAGCGUCUUGAGUCUGACCCAGUGAUGUCAUACUUGGAGCGUAAUCCCGCGGGGCCAAAGGUGGUCUUGUGUCACGGUGCCGUGUAAACACGAUGUCCUGGUCUGCCUGCACUUUAAGACUUGCAGCUGAACUCAAUUUUAGCGUCCGAAGGGGUCCGCUUCUUGUUUGCUAAAACCAAACAAUCCCCCUUUGCGGAUCCUCAAGUCAAAUUUGAAGGAGCUUUGAACCCAUCUUGGUAGAGGAUCAAGGUUGCUAUUCCAAACCCCUGUUUCUACCAGGACGUGCAAUCAAAUCCAAUUAUAAACGUUUUAAGGACCUCACCUGAUAUUUCUUUUUUUUUUUGUGGAGAGAGCUGGAAGGCAAACUUGGUGUUGCUUUGUCAACAGACAUAUGUAUGGACCAGCUGAGCCAUUACGUUUGAUGGUUCAUUUUAUAAUAUUCAAUUGUUGAACAUUUAUGGGGUGGACUUUGAAAUUAGAUUUUUGUGCAAGGAAUUUAUUUUAAGGCCAUAUUGCCCUAACCGCAGCUAAUAACUUCCUUAAAGUUUGUAGUGUGCUUCUACGGGGAAAUGAGUGACUUGUAGGUUUGACUCAACAAGAAACCACGGUCCGAGUCAUUGUGAGUUUAUCGCCAACUGUCAUUUGAGAAAACCUAGCGUGACCUCAAACACUCUAUCGUUUUGUUCUUAAGGGGUGGUUGUGCAGCCCCUCCUCCUUUUUUACUGCUAUCUCAGAUUAAAACAUGGUCUCCUUUCACUUGCUGCAACGCUACCGAUUAAACAGCCAGCCAGGGCUGCACAGGAUGUUUUAGGCUGCUGCGCAAGGUUUAGCUUCUGGAAAAAGAACUUAAUCCAUCUUCAAGUGUUAGGGCAUGGUAAUGUUUUGUAAUACAGUGGUACCUUGACUUACAAGUGCACCAACUUGCGAGCUUUUUUUGCAUUUUGAGCCAUUGCUUGGGUCUAUUUUUAUUUUUUUUUUGCUUCAUCUUGCGAACUAAAUUUCAGUAAGAUGCGAGCUACAGACAUGCCGCCACUUGAGUGAAGUGAAAUAAAAUGGAGGAAUUAAGGUACUGUAAUGCCCUCGAAUGUGGGAACGGAAUGUUUAUUGAAAAAGACAAACACACAUACAAAAUGAAAACACUCACAAGCAGCUACCACUGGCCAGAACUCACAUCCAGAUGCUCACAAACACUAACUGGCCAUGUUCCUGACAUCACUCACAAGGCCACACCCCUUUUAAAGUCACAGGCGCACAGUUGUUUUUGGGACUUUGGGCUUGUCCCAACGUACAGUAAUUAUUCCUUUGAAAAUUAUCUCUUUAUUUUUGUAUUACGUUUUUAGACAAAUUGCUAUUUUUAUUAAACGCAACAAAAAAUUUGGGGGUGAUUUUAUUUUGUUUGGUUGGCUGGAAUGGAUUCAUGAAUUUGCAAUUCAUGUCAAUGGAGAAUAUUGAUUUAAGAGUAAAUUGAGCUUUGACAUGGAACAAAUUAAACUCAUAAGUCACAGUGUCAUUAUCUGGCUGAGUUUAAGUCCUAGAUGUUCCUCAUUGAGACCUUCCACUUUGAUCAGAAUUUGAAGUCUGAAAUGAAUCCCAAGUGAAUAGUUUUGUUGUUGUUGAGGGGGGUUGCAUGGUGGGUCGGGAUGGGGUUAGCAAGCAGCCCUGACACAUGGCCCACAUUCACAAGCGCCUCCCACGUCACUGGGCUUCUUGCAAGAAAAAGACCCUAUUGUUUCCCCGCAUGCAGCCAAGGGUGAGGGACUGGGGGGUGGGUAGGUCUCUGGGGUGAACCGCAGCUAAGCACCGUCACUUCAGCUGCUGCAACGACCCCCCCCCCCCCCCCCCCCCAGAAAAAAUCAAAACAAAAGAAGCAACCGGACAUCAUCCUUGUUCAGGCGACUUGACAAACACAGGUUCAUCAAGUGCCCUUUGGCUUGUCUUUAAUUGGGUCAGUCUGCAUUGUCGCAUUAAAUACAAAAAGUUUACUUUUUAAAACUUCAGUUGGUGUCCUGCAGCCCUCUUAGGUUUGUAAUUUUAACUAGCUUAAAAAAAGAAAACAUACAAGAGGCACAUUUCUGCAUUGUCGCAUUAAAUUCAAAAAGUUCACUUUUUAAAACUUCAGUUGGUGUCCUGCAGCCCUCUUAGGUUUGUAAUUUUAACUAGCUUAAAAAAAGAAAACAUACAAGAGGCACAUUUAAAACUAUUUUUAUUCAUAUAGAAAUACUAACUUUUUACAUCACGUUGUCGUUACAAAUUGUAAAAUAUUAAUGCUAUUAGCAUCAUAAAAGAUCUUGCGUUGAUCUUGGAGAAAAGCCAGGUUUUCUUGUCAUGGUUUGCAUCAUUCAAAGCUUUUUUCUAAGUAGCACCCGUGUGUCCAUCUCAGUCUGUUGGGUCGUCCAACUUCCCCCGACUGAGAAUUUGUAUAAGCCUGCUGCAAAUUCUCUCUGAAUUUAGUACACUGAAGAUUUACGGGAAAAAAAAAACGUUAAAAGACUUGUUAGUAUUUCAUCUCGAGAUUUGACUCUUCCUGAUUGCCUUGUCUCCUGAGACACACAUGGGGGGGGGGCGCGCCUUAAGACUACUCCCUCCAAUAAUGAGUGCAUAACUUGUUUUGACCGUAAGACUCUCAAAUCUGUCUCAAUUCCUCUCGAUCUGCUCAAUGUCCAACUCUCCUCCGAGCAGAUAGGCAUCCUUUCCAGCGCUACAAAAGCCCGUCCACAUGGGCGCCUUAUCUUUGUGGUACGUGGAGAUCUGGUCUGCCUCCUGGAUGGUGAGGCUAGGCGGCUCGUGCUUGGUCACAGGUGUAACGUCGUCGUAAGUGUUGGUAGUGGAAGAAGAGUCCUCGCUGUGUCCGGACUGGCCUGUGAUUCCCGCGCAGCUGAGGCUGUGGAAGUUCUGAAGUUUCUGCAGAGAUUGAUGGAAAACAGAAGCCUCCUUAUUAAUUGAUUUCAGAGAAGGUGACAUCACAACCCCCAAAAAAAGACACGACAUUCUGGAGCAACUGGUCAUAUCUGUUACUUUUCCACAUCCCUACAACCUAAAACAAACCAAAGUCAAGCCUUAUUGGGAAGUUCUAGCCUACGUUCCCUGGUCACUUCACCUUUGCAUCCUUACACCCUCCCUUACAUUCCGAUGGUAGGUGGUCACGUCUUGGCAUUACUUCAAUUCUAAGAACCCACAAAGGUAAAAACCCAAUCCACAGUGUCGUCAGUUUACGACACAGUUCUUAAAUUGGAAUGUGCCCUAGUCUAUCACUAACUUAUGCUAAUGCAGUUAGUAAAGGUAUAGUAUGGUGCAUGACUUCUUACAUAUUCUUUCGCCGCUACGCAAAGUAGUUCAUUGCAAGUCGUUCAUAUCAUAUAUGUCAGGAGCUUCGGAAACCGAAGACCCCUGCAUGUUACAAUUUAAGAAAACUGAUGGAGCUUUUUUAAUUAUGACCGAUUCCAAGUCGUUUGUUGCUUAUUUACGAUACUGUAUUAGCAAAAUACCUAUUCUACUGGACCACCAGUUGGAUCUGGUAGGGAACUGCCCCAGAUAUGGCAUAACGCAAGAACUUUUUCAAUAUCUAUAGCUAAGCGAACUAGUGUUCCCCAUAUAUAACGACUGAGUUCCACUCCUAUAUUUGCGUCGUAACACAGAUUUGGAAGCAAGUCGGAAGACGCCAUAGUCGCUCUAAUCUACAAUGACACAGUAGUGAAUUCAUAAUUACAGUAAAUAUUUAUUUGAAAAUACUUCUUGGCCAUAAGUACGAUGGUAUCUGAGCAUACACUGCUGCGCAAGCUUGUUCCUUUUUGCACCAUUUGCAAUCUCAAAAUGUCAUGUUGGGAUACCCUGUACAUUAAAGCAAAUAAUUGACCAAAUGUUUGUAGUGGGCUUCUACGGGAAAUUGUGCACCUUCGUAGACUUGAAUAACACUACGUGUGGCGCAUACAAAAAUACUUUAACGAUUGCGUAAAAGCGUGGCACUUUUCAACUGUGCUUUGUACAAUGAAGGCAUACAUACAGGAGACCCUUGAAAGGAUGUCGGGCUGAACCGACGCCAGGAUCCUAGACAGCUGCGCGCUCAGAGCGGGAAGCUUCGCCCGCACUGGGAUGAUCCCAUUUUUACGCUUUAAUGCGGAGAAGACGAAACAGCUGCCUAGCGCCUGAGCACUAAGGAGAAAAGAGCCUGGUCAAAGUGGCUUACGUCAUCACCGAACAGGCGUGCUGGAGAUAGAGUGUGAGGCCCCAACCCCACAAGAAAGACCCUCCACCAUCCGCCCCGGUGAAACGACUACCAGAGUCUCAUCAUCUGCCCUGACCUUGACCGGCUGUCUAUGGAAGCUGAUCGAUAUCUCGCGAGGCCUAGCCAGCCCUAGCCCGUGGCAGCAGUGCAUCCACUGAAGCUGCAAUUACCCCAAUCAAUAUCUCUCUACAACCACCGGAUCCAUGGCCUCUUCCGCAGCUGCUUUACUCCCUGACACUGGCGAGUAAAUGACACACUGCCACUGAGUCCACUACCUCAACUCACUCACCCAAUUCAACUGUGAAUCAUCCGAAUGUGUCAUGUUUCCAGUGAGUUCGCUAACUCGAGUCAGUCAUCCAAUUACACUGAAUCGGGUUAUUACUGAAAGUUAUACAGUACAAUACUGAUUCUUAUUUAAAAAACAUUUUACAAAAAGUAUUUUUUGGGGGAUGGAUUAGGACCAUUUCCAUUCAUUUGACUAGGAAGUGGAUUUGAGAUACAAGUGUUUGCUCAUGGAACGAAUUAAACUCAUAAGUCAAGGUACCACUGUACCUACCUUGUAAACACCAACCUGAGUCAUCUUUGCCAGAUCCAGCGAGGGCCUUUGCGUGUCAUCCGGCCUCCUACGCUUGACCCCGAUCUUCUUGUCGUUGAGGACGCAGGGCUGCGAGCGGCUACGGGCCAGACCCCCCGGACCGCCUCGGUGCUCCAGCUCAGGGGUGGAGUCGCGUGAGCUGACCAGCGAAGGCCCGUCGGGCUCUGAGAUCUGUUCGUGAGAGGGGAAGAGGGGCUGGGCCAGGGCAGCGGGAAGGCUGAAGCUGAUGCUGCGCUGAAUGGCAUGGAAGCCCGUCUGAGCAAUGCCGCCUCGGGGGACGCUCCCGCCACUGUGGCACCUCCUCUUCUCCACGGUCGUCCACACUCUGGAGCCCUGGGGUCGCCAGCUGGACCGGUGGAGUUCGUCUGAGCAGGAGAGAGACCGGCACUGACGCUUGCUGGGCGGCGCCACCACCAGCGAGGAUGCGGCGGCCUCUGUCAGGCUGAGGUCCUGCAGGAGGCUGCUGAUGGUGCUGGACGUGCAGCCCACAUCCCAACCCCAGUGGGCGGUGCUCCGGCGCACCUCGGGCAGCACGUCCCAAAGACUCUCCAGGCUCGUGCCGACCGGGCUCUGAGGCGAGGCGCAGCCGUGUGCCGCCUCGCACCAUUGCCUUGUAUCUGCAACACAUUCACCACACACACACACACUUUGUUUUCCAUAAUGGAUUCGCUAAUCCUACCUUGACACCAGAUUCUUUCACUGAAGCAUCUGAGUCUUUCUGGUGAGUCCGCUAACUCGAGUCAGUAAAGUCAUCAGAGUCUGUGGUGGUCUCCGGUGAAUCAUCAUAGUCUCCAGUCUUCAGUAAAAAUGGUGUCCAAAUAGUCCAGGAUGAAUGUGCAUCCCUUUUGUACGUCCUUAACGGUCACUACCAUUUUCUUCCCUCAGCUCAUGAGUGCAUUUAAUGUAUGUAUGUAGUCUUCUUCCUUACCCGUGAGUUCACGAGAGAAGAGAGUGGUCCCCUGGCUCAUGGUCUGCGCCUGGAACUAUGGAAAUAACACCAGAAUAAGCAUGCAGGCGUCUUGACUUCAUUUCACGUGGCCCAGAGGGCAAAGCCGAAUUCUUCUCCUUCUCCACCUACGCCGAUUUACAAAAUGAGUCAGAGUUGUGGAACUUGAACAGCUCUAUUGUGACUGUGAGUGGAGUAAAUAGAAAGCGGGUGACAGAAACACCCCAGUGAUAGCUGGCAGGGGAUGAUGAUGACUAUGAUGCAAUUCAAUGUAACGGCGACAAAAGCGUGCCCUGUUCAUCAUUUCAUUGCCAUUGUGAAAUAUGGCCUAACCAGUUUCUGGAGUAACUCAAAAUUCAAGCUGUAAUUAAAGUUGACAAACUCGACAACAAGCGCUCACUCACCGGGCCCAAAUGUGUGCUUUUCGACGUUACAUUGUCGCCGCCCUUCUCCGGUCUCUUCUUGCAAAUGAUCACCAUGGCAAAACACAUCCCGGUCCCGAGCCGUUCCGGUGAGGGUCAUUCAAAUGGACCAUGGCGAAUAUUCACUCCUCGGACCGCCGAUCCUGCCUGACGGAGAGACGCACGAAGUUGAUUGUUUUUGUCUAGCAUUUAUCCAUGUACUGGAGCUUAUCCCGGCCGGAUGUGCUAACCACUCGGGCUUUUGUCUUGCACAAUAGCAAACAAUCCUGCUCUGAAAACUGGGAGUACAUUAAGGUCACAUCGCUAAUGCCAUCUGUUACAGUGUUUGCCCGGCGAUGAUGCGUAUCGAUCAAUUUCCCCGAGAACAUACUGCCUAAUCAAUCAAUCAAGGGAGUGUGGGCCGAGGCCCACUUGCGCCCCUCCGAGCCCUUAAGCUCGAGGGAGACAUUUUAGACCAUUCCAGGCUUCAAGAGUUUUGGGGAGCCCUUUUGGAUGAACUCAUUGAACACCACCAAGAUUACAUUGUCGGAGUCUUGGCGACUACGGCCUUAACCUAAGUUGGCAGAUUUCUGAGAAACAAAGUUUAAAAAAAUGUUUCUUUUUCAUUGUGCCAUUUAACCAAAACAGUCUAUAACUGAGAGUGAAAAUACAUUUUGUACUUUUGUCUGUACUUUUUUUACUUAAAGGAACUUAACGCUUUUUGUAACUCUGCUAGCAAAUGUUAGCACAAUGCAAGUAAAAUUAUGGGAACACAGAUUUGCUAGCAUAAAAGCCUGAAGCCACGCUUGUUAGCUCUUGGUUUAAAGAAAACUUUGUCAUUGUGCCAAUUUAUCAAAACAGGAAUUGUCUAUAAUUUACAGAAGAAAAAUCUUACUUUUGUAAUUUAGUAAAUUUGAGUCAGUAGUCGUAUCAGUACUUCUAUUUUUACUUUUGAUACAAUUAUAUGUAUUUGUACUGAACAACAGCGUGUAAGUACUUUUGCCACCACUACUUUCUUCCAGAGGCUCUCGUCACUGUGACACCAAAAACAUGGAACCCGACACUUGUUUUGUUCUCGUACGUCUAAACGGACGAUUCACAGCCGUGCAAGCGAGUCGGGAGAGAAAGUUAUUCACAAAGUCAAAGUUGUGUAAUUGAAUCCUCGGAGUGUGGGGCAGCCGGGAAUAGCCGACCUUGCGGUUAUCAAAACAACCUUAUCGGUUGUGAAGGAUGAGAGUACCCCGUCGCCAUGUAGCUUCAGCGACUCCGGAUGGUUGACAUCACAAAUUCGUGUUGUGUAGCGUAAUGUGCGUGUGUAUCACAAGAGCCUGUGUUUACAGUCAUAUAAUUUACAUUCCUGGCCUUUAUCACGUGAGGCUAACGAGUUUGUGUGGUGUGUCGCAGGAGGAGGACACAGAUGAUGUUUAGCCGCUUCAGGAUGUGGCAUCAAUCUUACUGGCCUAUUCAUUAGGUACAACCAAUGAGCGAGUUGAAUCAAAAGUCCAUUAACAAAGCUCUAAUGAAAUGGCCCGUUAGUGUAUUUACAUUAGGAAGGAUACAUAUUUGGUAACUUGAACUUCUUAAAUUUAAAUAAAUAAGCAAAAUACAAUUGUAAGAUCAUAUUCUGUUAUAUUUAUUACCACAUUUAUUUGCGUAAUGUUAAUGAAAAUUUUACUUUUUUAAAUAAUUACAUAUUUUAAUAAAUACUACUACCAUAUUUGUCUAUGUACAAAGAUACUGCUAAUAAUGAAAAAGUAUGACAAAUAAAAUAAUAUAAUUACUAUAAAUAUUAACUUGAUACAAGGAAACAAAGCGUUAAACAGUGUGACACUGGACACAACAAUAUAAAAUGUAAAAUAAGAAAUACUUGCAUAAAUUUUUUUUUAUGAGGAAAGAAAAACUACACUUGAACUACUUAAUAUAUAAAAUAAUAGAAUAUAAUACAGAAAAAUUAUGUGGUGAAUCACAUUUUUCUGGAUAAAAUACAUUUUUAAUACGUCAAUUAAAAAUGAAAUAUUACAAAUAUAUGGAUUUGUUUCUUUUAAUGUAGUCUAUAUAUAUAUAUAUAUAUAUAUAUAUAGAGAGAGAGAGAGAGAGAGCGAGAGACUACAUUAAAAGAAUAUAUGUCUGGAAUUGAAAGGUAAAAUAAAUAAUCUGUGCUGGGCCAGAACGUGCGCAACUAAAAUGUUUUGGGUCUCAAACAUUUUUUGUGUGGUUCUUUUAAGGGGGGGCGCGAGGGCGCAUGGUCCGAUAGUUCCCCAAUUAGAGCGGCUUUUCCAUACGUUGGCGAGACUGUAAUCCCCCAGCCAGCAAACAUUACAUAAGGAUUUGGGUCUUGACUAACAAUUAGCGCUAAUGCUAAUCCAUGCUAUAACAAAGAGACAGCUGGUCGUCAAAAAAAUACAAAUGAAACCCUCGAAGCUCGAAUCCAUCUUGUAAUAUUACUAAUGGUAAUGCCACACCGUGAAUGACGCAUAGCUUUUUAGCGUCUUACACAAGCCUCAACAUUAGGUACACCACCUACGCACACUGCCAGAGAGGUCUUUAUUUAGCAAUGUGGUUACGUUGUGUUAAUUUACAAUAUUUUGUAAAUGUAUAUUGUGUAAAUGUAAAUAUAAUUUCAGUCACCAAGGAAUCUGGUACAAUUUUAGAUUUCAAACUUAAAAUGAUAGAUAACCUAUCCGAGCUUAGAAUUUUCCCCAAAACAUUGGUCAAUGUCAACAAAACAGAAGGGUGCCAAAAAUGGUCACGGUAUGGAUGGAUACUUAUUUCCAUGUCAAUAAACAUUUUCAUAAUCAUAAACGAUUGACUACCGCUACCUUGAAUUGUAACUGACAAAAACUGUGUGUAAAUGGACAGAUUGGGAACCAAACCUCGACGAUAAAAUCUUUGGUUGGUUUGUCUUGGAGGAAUGAGCGAAACGUAAUGGCUGGCCUGCAAGGUAACGUUAGCGCUACAGCACGCUAUCCAUUUCAGCGUUAAAAGAGCAGAUGUGUGCCAUUAAUCAGAGCAACAGAAAUGUCAAUUGAUCAGCCAGUCCCUCGUCAAUGAUCAUGUUGAGUACUUUUUAAUCAACCUACUUGUUGAAAUGUAUAUUACAGCCGGCGUUCAGUCUCCCUUUCGAGCAAUUUACCUCACGUUACAUAUUUUUAACUGAGGCUACGCACCUUCACGCCUUAGCCUGUUUGCUCGAUGUCUCGACCUUGAUCAAAUGAGAUGGAAGUGGUGAUUUACUAAUGGUGCCAUUUCAGCUAUUGCCACCUGUAUGCAUUUAUAAAUAUUUCUGGGAGGGGCACAUCAUACGCGAAUAUUUGCUAAAGCCUACCGUGAAUAAGCAAGGGUUCAUUGUCGCUUCUUCUUUUCCUUUCGGCUUGUCCCCUUAAAACGUUUUUUAAAAGUUGCUCUAAAAAUGCUGGUGAAAGGAAUGCUGGGUAACUUGAGUGGAGAGCGACUAAAAAAUGUUUUCUUAGUAUGCAAGUGAGUGAAGCUUGUGGCCUACUUCUUUUGGCUUGCCAUGUUUGGACUCUGUCUUGUGUCAUAAUGUGGAGGGUGUGUUGUGACAAGCUACAAACACCGCCUAAUUGACGGUUGGAACCCGUUUGUGAAACGUCGCGUGGCUAAUCGCUGUGGUAAUUCACCCAAAAGUCCAAACGUUUUCUUUGUUGUUGUUUAAAUUAAAGGCCAGGUGCUAGCGUGACAGUCCAAAAGGAAACAUACUAAAGUUGGGUAAGUUCACCUACGUCCAUUUAUGAAUGAAACGGGCUUGGCGAAGGCGGAGGGGGUGGUGUUUUAUCGUGGGCCGGUGCGUCCGAGGUCUCUUCUAGCUUGCAGCUGCCUGCCCGCUUACCAUAAACACAAAGGCUCAGCAUGGCCGCCGAGCAGAGGCGCCCUCCCAAGGGGGCCCGCUGGUAAAUUAUCCCCUACAUAAUUGCCGCCACUGUAUACAUUAGCGCAGCAGCCACGUCCAAAAUGGAGUCCAUUAAGGGCAAACAAUUGAAAACACAAACAUCCUCCUAGCACGACAACACUGGACCCUGUCACACCCGCACUCGCCUCUUUCGCACGGAGAUCCUGCAGAAUCACUAAUUCAGAGCAGAUCUAAACUGUAUCUUCCUCAGACUUUUACACAUAACCCACCAAAAGCAAGACAUCACAUCAUUAGAUUGUUUUUACCUAACCUUAAUUGAGCCAAGGUACUUAAAUUUUUUUACAUUACAACAAUAUGAUACAACUAAAGAUGGGAAUUGAAAACUGGUUAUUUUUGGGAACCAGUUCCAGUAAUUCGAUUCCUAGAAAUAGUUUGUUUGGUUGCUCAACGAUUCUGCUUAUCUUUUCCGCUUUCGUCGCAAGGCACAAAGUGUAUUUUCUUCGGAACUCUUGCAACGUCGCAACCCCAAAAUCACAGUAUGUCGAAAUGCUGAGUCUGGUUGAAGCGGCCACUUCAACCUGAGUACAAUGCUUCAAGGAUUUUGAGAAUCGGAUGAUUAGUUAUGGAGAAAUGUUUAUUUUGUAUUUUUUUGUGAGUGUGGGCGGGGGGAUUCCUUUUUGGGUAACGUUUUUGUGCGCUAACAUGCAUAAGAGGCGACUGUUGUUACGCUGAUCCAGUGAGUUUUUCCGUGACAAGAGUGACUUAAGACUGCCUAAACCUCAGAAGCUACUCCAACUUAUGAACAAUGAAUGUAACUGCAUCCGCACUACAACUUUGCGGUAACAUGUUAGCAUCACAUGAAAAUACUUGUUUACAGCACUGCUAGAGGAGCAUGGAUAUAAUCUACAUUGUACAUUACAAUACAAAAAACAGUGUACAUUUCUUGAAAACUGGUUGUACUGCCAUAUUUUGAAUGGUAUUUUUUUCCAGUGGAUGUUUUAUUGUAUUUUAUUUAUUGCAUUAUCUACAUAAAAUGUUUUAUAAAUAAAAGAUAAAAGCUG
Phycodurus eques (leafy seadragon) is the source of this 16984-nucleotide messenger RNA. It is a transcript of the gene lhpp, whose product is annotated as phospholysine phosphohistidine inorganic pyrophosphate phosphatase. Gene Ontology annotation, biological process: dephosphorylation. Gene Ontology annotation, molecular function: inorganic diphosphate phosphatase activity; phosphatase activity. NCBI's taxonomy places the organism in Eukaryota, Metazoa, Chordata, Actinopteri, Syngnathiformes, Syngnathidae. Bases 15 to 836 code for a protein of 273 amino acids. The transcript is spliced from 7 exons. Gene Ontology annotation, cellular component: cytosol. The record is from RefSeq and is a predicted model, not a curated record.